GCGCCGGGGCGGCAGGUACACGUCCGUGCGCCGGCAGGGGUGGCCCCAGCACACCUGUACCCGGGCGAUUCCGGACCUGCACGCAGAACCGGGCCUCGAGCCGCCCAGGUUCUGGGAAGAAUCUCUGGGAAGCCUGUCAGCGCCCCCCGGGAGCCCACCUGCUGCGGGCGGCUUCUUCCGUUCCGUUUUCUUUGGCCUGGGUCUCUGAGCCGGAGCCACGGGGACUUGCCCUGUGCCGCGGGACCUGCGGAAGCCGGGGACUGGACGGUGUGCGGGCUCCCAGGGCCCCUCACACCAGAGGAAGGCCCUCCGUUUUGGCCAGAAUGGAGCAGCCGCAGGGAGUUGAUUGGACGGUCCUCGUCCUGACGUGCCAGUACAAGGACAGCGUCCAGGUCUUUCAGAAAGAGCUGGAGGUGCGGCAGAAGCGCCAGCAGAUCCCCGCUGGGACCCUGUUGCUGGCGGUGGAGGACCCCGAGAUGCGUGUGGGCAGCGGAGGAGCCACGCUCAAUGCCCUGCUGGUGGCUGCUGAGCACCUGAGCGCCCGGGCAGGCUUCACGGUCGUCACGGCUGACGUCCUGCACUCGGCCUGGAUCCUCAUUCUGCACAUGGGCCGAGACUUCCCCUUCGAUGACUGUGGCCGGGCCUUCACCUGCCUCCCUGUGGAAAGUCCGCAGGCCCCGGAGGAGGCCUUGGUUUGCAACUUGGACUGCCUGCUGGACAUCAUGACCUACCGGCUGGGCCCAGGCUGCCCGCCAGGCGUGUGGGUCUGCAGCACUGACAUGCUGCUGUCUGUUCCUGGAAACCCUGAGAUCUGCUGGGACAGCUUCCGGGGAGCCAGAGUGAUUGCCUUUCCAGGGAGUCCAGCCUACGCUCUGGAUCACGGCGUGUACCUCACUGACUCCCAGGACUUUGUGUUGGACAUUUACUACCAGGGCACUGAGGCGGAGAUACAGCGCUGUGUCAAGCCCGAUGGGCAGGUGCCCCUGGUCUCUGGAGUUGUAUUCUUCUCUGUGGAGACCGCCGAACGCCUCCUGGCCACUCACGUGAGCCCACCCCUGGACGCCUGCACCUACAUGGGUUUGGACUCUGGAGCCCGGCCGGUCCAGCUGUCGCUGUUUUUCGACAUCCUGCUCUGCAUGGCUCGGAAUGUGAGCAGGGAGGACUUCCUGGUGGGGAGGCCCCCGGAGAUGGGGCAGAGUGACGCGGCUGUAGCAGCUUACCUGCAGGGUGCCCGGGCCCAGCUGUGGCGGGAGCUUCGAGAUCAGCCCCUCACCAUGACCUAUGUCCCCGAAGGCAGCUAUACCUACAUGACCUCAACCAGUGAGUUUCUGCUUAACUUCACGCUGCCCAGUGGCCCUGGGGCCAAGAUCAUCCACUCCCAGGUGGAGGAGCCAGAGCUCCUGGAGCCUGGGAGCUGUGUGAUCAGCUGCCUGCUGGAGGGCCCUGUCCGACUGGGGCCCGGGAGCGUCCUGCAGCACUGCCACCUGCGGGGCCCCAUUCACAUCGGCGCUGGCUGCUUCAUGAGUGGACUGGAUGUAGCUCAGUCUGAGGCCCUGCGUGGCCUGGAGCUGCGUGACCUCAUCCUGCAGGGACACCACACACAGUUGCGUGGCUACCCAGGCCGGGCCUUCACCCUUGUUGGCCGUCUGGACAGCUGGGGGAGACAGCGUCCAGACACAUAUCUCAACAUGUCCUGGAGCGACUUCUUCAAGAAGACGGGCAUCCGAGAAUGGGAUCUGUGGGACCCAGACACACCCCCUGCAGAGCGUUGCCUUCCCAGUGCCCGCCUCUUUCCUGUGCUCCACCCCUCGAGGGCCCUGGGCCCCCAGGACAUGCUGUGGAUGCUGGACCCUAAGGAGCAUGGAGGGGAGACUCUGCGGACCUGGCGAGCCUCCUGGCGCCUGUCCUGGGAGCAGUUGCAGCCAUGCCUGGAUCGGGCUGCCACGCUGGUCUCCCGCCGGAACCUGUUCUUCUGCCAGGCGCUGCGGAAGGCACAGCACGUGCUAGAGGCCCGGCAGGACCUCAGUCUGCGCCCGCUGAUCCAGGCUGCUGUCCGUGAAGGCUGUCCUGGGCCCCUGCUGGCCACGCUGGACCAGGUUGCAGCUGGGGCGAGAGACCCGGGCGUGGCAGCGCGGGCGCUGGCCUGUGUGGCAGACGUUCUGGGCUGCAUGGCAGAGGGCCAGGGAGGCCUACGGAGCGGGCCAGCUGCCAACCCUGAAUGGAUGCGGCCCUUCUCAUACCUGGAGUGCGGAGACCUGGCAGGGGGCGUGGAGGCACUUGCUCAGGAGAGGGACAAGUGGCUGAGCAGGCCAGCCUUGCUGGUGCGAGCUGCCCGCCACUACGAGGGGGCUGGGCAGAUCCUGAUCCGCCAGGCCGUGAUGACGGCCCAGCACUUUGUCUCCAAGAAGCCAGUGGAACUGCCAGCACCUGGGCAGUGGGUGGUGGCUGAGUGCCCGGCCCGUGUGGAUUUCUCUGGGGGCUGGAGUGACACACCACCCCUUGCCUAUGAGCUUGGCGGGGCAGUGCUGGGCCUGGCCGUGCGAGUGGAUGGCCGCCGGCCCAUUGGGGCCAGGGCACGCCGCAUCCUGGAACCCGAGCUGCGGCUGGCAGUGGGGUCUCAGCAGGACGAGAUGGCCAUGAAGAUAGUGUGCCGGAGCCUGGAUGAGCUGCAGGAUUACUGCCAGCCCCACGCCCCAGGGGCCCUGCUGAAGGCGGCCUUCAUCUGUGCGGGGAUAGUGCACAUCCGCUCCGAGCUCCCACUGAGGGAGCAGCUGCUACGUACUUUUGGGGGUGGCUUUGAGUUACACACCUGGUCCGAGUUGCCCCAUGGCUCUGGCCUCGGUACCAGCAGCAUUCUGGCAGGUGCUGCCCUGGCUGCGCUGCAGCGGGCUGCAGGUCAAGCAGUGGGCACCGAGGCCCUGAUCCACGCAGUGCUGCACCUGGAGCAGGUGCUCACUACAGGAGGUGGCUGGCAGGACCAGGUGGGUGGCCUAAUGCCUGGCAUCAAGGUGGGGCGCUCCAAGGCUCAGCUGCCACUGAAAGUGGAGGUGGAAGAGAUCACUGUGCCCGAGGGCUUUGUCCAGAAGCUCAAUGACCACCUGCUCUUGGUGUACACCGGCAAGACCCGUCUGGCUCGGAAUCUGCUGCAGGACGUGCUGAGGAGCUGGUAUGCCCGGCUGCCUGCUGUGGUGCAGAACGCCCGCAGCCUGGUGCGGCAAGCUGAGGAGUGCGCUGAAGCCUUCCGCCAAGGAAUGCUGCCUUUGCUGGGCCAGUACCUCACCUCGUACUGGGAACAGAAGAAGCGCAUGGCUCCAGGUUGUGAACCGCUGGCUGUGAGGCGGAUGAUGGAUGUCCUGGUGCCCUACGUUCAUGGCCAGAGCCUGGCAGGGGCAGGCGGUGGGGGCUUUCUUUAUCUAUUGACCAAGGAGCCGCGGCAAAAGGACGCUGUGGAGGCCGUCCUGGCCAAGACUGAGGGCCUCGGGAACUUCAGUGUCCACCUGGUAGAAGUGGACAGUCAAGGUCUGCGACUGACGCUGCCACAGAGUGAGGCCUCCCUCUGAUACCUCCCAUC
This is a messenger RNA of Lepus europaeus (European hare), 3571 nucleotides long. RefSeq names its product fucose kinase (gene FCSK). The transcript is spliced from 24 exons. NCBI's taxonomy places the organism in Eukaryota, Metazoa, Chordata, Mammalia, Lagomorpha, Leporidae. Gene Ontology annotation, biological process: GDP-L-fucose salvage. Gene Ontology annotation, molecular function: ATP binding; fucokinase activity. The coding region runs from base 324 to 3560 and encodes 1078 amino acids. The record is from RefSeq and is a predicted model, not a curated record.